AUGACUGGCCCUAGUGCAACCAGGGGAUCUACCAGCACAGAGCCAGGCGCCCCAGAGAGCAUUGCCCUUCCCAGAAAUCCCAAUCAAAGAGAUACACGAAGUGGUGCCACAUUCUGGCCUGCACGACGAAACUGCAUACCUCCACCUCCAACAGUGAUUCCACCACGUCACCAGAAAAAACGCGGAGGUCGUGGUGGUCAGGUGACAUCAGCAAAACAAAUUGCAACAAGUUUGCAUCGAGAAGCAGGCCGAGCUGAGAUUAAGGCCCAGGCUGUUCACCAGCUCAUAUACGGUGAUAGGACCCAGCCAUCCGAACGUAUUCAUGUAUGUAUGGGACGAACACUGAAUGAGCUGCGUUCACGACACAAGACCGACACCUUAGCCUCCCAGGCUGCCUCGAAGACACAGAGCAUGAGGAAGACAUCAAAGCCUAUCUGUGAGACGUGCAUCCUUGUAGAAGAUACGCCGACCCGACCUGCAACCUUGGCCGCAUAUAUUAGCCGCCAUAAGGUCGGGGACGUAGAGGUGAUAGAUGGAUUCGAGGUGGGGCCUGCCUCACAUUCCAUAUCUGAGAACUUGACCAGGCUAUCUCUAGCUCUCGGAGAGCUAACUGGAGAUCAAUGUCAUCAUGCCAACGUCGAGUGCCCAUUCAUGAUCUAUGAACUUGCAGGGGAGGAGGGGGACACAUGUGUUCUGACGGAAAAUGCCGGCACCCAACACAACGUUGAACUUUGGUUCGCUCAAGGCCAUCCGAAUGAUCCGCCCUCUCCAUCUACCGAUAUCUGCAGCAGUAACAAUCGUCAUGAAGAGCUGGCUGCCCACCAAUAUUACUUAGUUACGGAUCGCCAAAGUGCAUAUUUGAAUGUGCUCAUGAAGUGCUUCUUCUCAACGGAAUAUGCGACUCUUAUCAGAGCAGCCAAAGCAGGUUGGUGGGUUCAAGGUAUCCAGAGCUGUUUCCUUGGCCUGGCCACAGUGUGGAAACUUCAGGUGGAUGCUCAUCUAGAUGAAAAAGACUACGAGGUAUGUGUGAUCACCUGUGGUGGAGAAUUCCAUGGAGGUGAACUAUACCUACCCGAUCUCGAUGUCUGUUUUGAGUGGAGUAUUUUUCUCCUAGCUGUCUCUCUGACGUUGCUUACCUGGCCAUCUUCAAGGUAUAAUCCUGGGGACAUAGUGAUUUUUCGGUCGCCAUAUCUUUACCACACUAUCGGACCUUGGGAGCCCCUGACAAUGGUCUCUGAGAGCAAGACUAUGCCAGAGCGAGUAUCAUGGGUUCGCUUCACUCAUUCAGAUACAGUCAAUUACUUGAAAGGGAGAAACUGGCGACCCGAGUUGGAGAUGGGGUUUGAUCAUAUGUGA
Molecule: messenger RNA, 1356 nt
Organism: Desarmillaria tabescens
Lineage: Eukaryota; Fungi; Basidiomycota; Agaricomycetes; Agaricales; Physalacriaceae
Exons: 6
Coding region: 1-1356 (451 amino acids)
Source: RefSeq, a predicted model, not a curated record